Molecule: messenger RNA, 2475 nt
Organism: Penicillium vulpinum
Lineage: Eukaryota; Fungi; Ascomycota; Eurotiomycetes; Eurotiales; Aspergillaceae
Product: putative dynamin GTPase
Exons: 4
Coding region: 1-2475 (824 amino acids)
Cellular component (GO): cytoplasm; microtubule; membrane
Molecular function (GO): GTPase activity; GTP binding; microtubule binding
Source: RefSeq, a predicted model, not a curated record
AUGGGAGGCUGGCGUGACCGAGUUCCGAAGUCGGAACCUAGCCCAGCGAUUUCUAGCUUGGCUGUUACAAUACCGGUGUCUCAUGGCCUAACUGACACCACUUCUGCCGACCCAAUUCCUAGUUCUUCUCUUGAUAGUCUCACUAGGGACAUGAAGAACCUGGUGAAAAAGAUUCAAGAUCUUAGUCACCUUGGUAUUGAGGAUAGCAAAAUCAUGCUUCCAAAAAUAUGUGUCGUCGGCGACCAGAGCACUGGGAAAAGCUCUCUCAUCGAGGGCAUCUCCGAGAUCAAGGUGCCUAGAUCCGAAGGAACCUGUACACGAUGUCCCCUCGAAAUAAAUCUUGCAGAAAGCGAUAACAGCUGGAGAUGCGUGAUCCAUUUAUCCCGCCGGUACAUCUUUGAUCCUUCCAAGCGCAUGAAGGCGCCAAAGAAGUCGGAGCCACUGGGACCAUGGAUCGCGCUUGGUGGGCAAGAUGAUGAACAUUUUGUUACCUUGGACAACAAGAAGGAAGUCAAAAAGGCUAUCCGGUGCGCCCAGCUGGCUAUCCUGAAUCCAAGCACGGAUUCACAGGAUUUUGUGCCCGGAAGUAUGCCUGACAUGUCACACACCCCUCAGGUCAAAUUCUCUCCUAACGCUGUGCGUUUGGAUAUCUCGGGCCCGGGCCUCCCGAAUUUAUCAUUUUACGAUCUGCCUGGAGUGAUUAGCCAGACAGAACACGAUAACGAGAAAUAUCUGGUGAAUCUCGUCGAAAACCUAGUCAAAGAUUACGUUUCUCAGGAGCAUUGCAUUGUACUCCUCACACUGCCCAUGACAGACGAUGCAACCAAUUCCAGUGCUGCCCGUCUCGUCCGGGAUAUCAAGGGUGCAAAAGAACGUACGCUUGGAGUGUUGACCAAACCCGAUCGUCGGCCCUCUGACGAGCCAUUUGAUCAAUGGCAAGAAAUUUUAGACGGAAGCAAGUUUAGGCUUGGUCACGGUUAUUAUGUCAUUAGGAACAAUCCCGAUCCGCUCGUGAGCCAUGCACAAGCUAGGAAAGAGGAAGAAAUGUUCUUCAGUUCUGCACUGUGGACAAAGAAUCUCGCCGCAUUUGAAGAUCGCUUCGGUACAAGACAACUUCAAACGGCACUGUCUGACCUUUUAAUGCGUCAGAUCUUAGGAUCUUUGCCCUCCAUCAUUGCUCAGAUCGAUGAAAAGUCAAGUGCGAUUGAUGAAGAGCUCCAAACACUGCCAAAUCCUCCUACUGAAGAUGUGCAGCGGAUUCUAUGGGGUAAGACAUCGGAUCUUGAACGGAAGAUUCAUGAACUGUUCGAUGGGACUCCCAGUAUUGAGCACGGUUCUUCCCAGCGAAAGCCACUGCAAGAACAGUGGAACAAGAUAGUUAUGGAUCUGCAAACCGCCCUUACAAAGACACGCCCUAUCUUGGACGUUGCUGCGCCGAAGGAUAAUGAGGACCUCGCUGAAGCUGUUGACUCUGACUGUGAGAUGAAGAUUGUGGGAAUCAUCGCAACAACCCCGAAGAAAAGAAAGUCGCCUACGAGCGCUAGUUCGAUAUCGGAACCAGCAACCCCAAGAAGGACUGUGUAUAGCACCUCCCACUUCGAAGGAUCGAAGCCUGCUAGAAUAUCGCUGCAACAACUCACGGAACUGAAGAUUCGGUCAAACACAGUUGGUGUACCAAACCAGCUUGAUCCACGGGCGAUCGAAAACUUGAAUAAAAGAAGUGUUGAGCAUUGGGGAAAGCUGAUGGAAAUUUUUCUGAAAGCUACCCAUAGCCUCGUGCACGGUAUGCUGCUCGAAGCUCUCGAGGAAGAGUUUGCCCAGUAUCACCAAACCGGACUGUACCAGGAACUACGCAGAAUCUUGAGGGAGUUUAUGAGUAAGCUCCGCCAAGCUCAUCUUCAGCUUGCCAAAGACUAUUGCAAGUCAGAACUUGAGAUACCGUUCACAAUGGCCCAGGUACAGCAUCAAACCCUGAUGCAACAGGCUUCGGUCUCACUUAAAGCUCGUCGACACAAUGCUCGUGCAGCUUGUUGGCUGAAGAUUCGUGGACACGAUAUGAGUGAAGAGAAGAUUGCCGAUAAGAUCAAGAAGAUUCAACCAGAGCAACUUGAUCCUGAUAGAUACUCUCAGGAAAUUGACAUGGUGGCUAGCUCGCUGGCGUACUACGAUAUUGCGUCUUCUCGUUUCCUGGACGUCUUAUGCCAGUCAACUCACAUGAAGUUAUUCCGAGCUUGUCGUGCAAGCCUCGUCAAUACUCUUCGCGAUGAUCUGGAAAUCUUCGGCGAUAACGGUCGUGCCCGCUGUCUUGACCUCAUGACGGAGGACCCUGAGCGCCAGCAUCGCCGUGCGCAGUUACUGAAAGAGCGAGAAAAGUUUUCGAAAGCGCAAGAAUGGCUGGACUCUGUCCGAGAUGAGGACAUCGAAAUGGAGGACAGUGACCAAACUGGCUUUGCAGACAUCAAGGAGGAUUGGUAA